Messenger RNA from Coregonus clupeaformis (lake whitefish), 1019 nucleotides. It is a transcript of the gene pih1d1, whose product is annotated as PIH1 domain containing 1. The record is from RefSeq and is a predicted model, not a curated record. NCBI's taxonomy places the organism in Eukaryota, Metazoa, Chordata, Actinopteri, Salmoniformes, Salmonidae. The coding region runs from base 95 to 958 and encodes 287 amino acids. The transcript is spliced from 11 exons. Gene Ontology annotation, biological process: box C/D snoRNP assembly; rRNA processing. Gene Ontology annotation, cellular component: R2TP complex; ribonucleoprotein complex; cytoplasm.
UUAUUUUGACAUUUAAUUGUAGGAUUUAGGUUCCGCCUCCCGGAAGUUGUAGCUAGCUUCUGAAAUCAAGCAUCACGUGAAAUAAGAACAGAAGAUGGAGGCAGACUCGUCUCUCCUGAGCUCGGAGAUGGAUCUGCAACAGCAAGAAGAGCUCUACCAACAGCUUUUGCUACAGACGAUGGGAAAAAUGCAAAGUGAAAAUCCUCCUGAUUCUAGAGUCAUUCGGCCACAGCCUGGUCUGUGUGUGAAGACUCUCACCCUGCCUGACAAACGGAAGGUAUUUGUCAACAUCUGUCAGUCUGCUGCCGUCCCGCCCCCGCCCCACCUCUCCAGGGAGGCACUAGUGGAGCUCCUCGAAUCAGAAGACCCCACAGGAUACAGAGUACCCAUGAGCAUCGGAGAGGCCCACACAGAGGUGGACAACAACUCCCAAGGCUGCACAGCCUAUGACGUGGUCAUCAGUGAAGAGUUCUUCCAGAAAUGCCAGAAGGAUCCUCUAUUCCAGCAGUUUCUGAUCGCUGUGUCAUUAGAGGGGCUGGAGAACAAAUACAACCUGGAGCUCAGCCGAGACUGGAAGGUUCUGAAGAACAGGAAGUUUCUGGGCUCUGUGAACGAACAGAAUAUUCGCACCAAGAGCAAACCUGUGAUUCAGGAAAUAGACCCCAAGGAUACUCACACACCCCCAGAACCAGCCAAACGGCCAGAGUUCUGUCUGCUGGUGGAGCCCCCUGUAGGUGAUCCAGAGUUUCUGAUAGCAGAGAUUCAGCUGCCUGGAGUGGCCUCCUCUCUCUCCCUCGUUCUGGACCUUGGGGAGGACAGGCUGGUUCUGAAUGCCCGGCCCUCCCUCUUUCAUCUAGACUGUUUCAUUCCCUUCUUCAUUGACCAGGAGGGCAGCGUAGCACAGUACAACACCAACACACAGAUUCUCACGGUGACAAUGCCAGUGGUGUCUUCAUGAAGAAACUGAAUGUCAGAUGUUUAUCCAUUUGUUGUAAAUGAAAAUAAAACUGUUAUUAUUA